UUGCCCUCCCCCUCUUCUUCCCGGCAGUCCUAGCGCCCGCCCUGUCGCUCCUCAAGAUGGCGGCCGACAGUGAGCCCGAGUCUGAGGUAUUUGAGAUCACAGACUUUACCACUGCCUCCGAAUGGGAAAGGUUUAUUUCCAAAGUAGAAGAAGUCUUGAAUGACUGGAAACUGAUUGGAAACUCUUUGGGAAAGCCACUUGAAAAGGGUAUAUUUACAUCUGGCACAUGGGAAGAGAAAUCAGAUGAAGUUUCCUUUGCUGACUUCAAGUUCUCAAUUACUCAUCAUUAUCUUGUACAAGAAUCCAUUGAUAAAGAAGGAAAGGAUGAAUUAUUAGAAGAUGUUAUUCCACAAUCUAUGCAAGAUUUGCUGUGUAUGAAUAAUGACUUUCCUCCAAGAGCACAUUGCCUGGUAAGAUGGUACGGAUUGCGAGAAUUCGUGGUGAUCGCCCCUGCUGCAAACAGUGAUGCGGUUCUCAGUGAAUCUAAGUGCAAUCUUCUUCUGAGUUCUGUGUCUAUUGCUUUGGGAAACACUGGCUGCCAAGUGCCACUCUUCGUGCAAAUUCAUCACAAAUGGCGAAGAAUGUAUGUGGGAGAAUGUCAGGGUCCUGGUGUCCGAACUGAUUUUGAAAUGGUUCAUCUUCGAAAAGUGCCAAAUCAGUACACUCAUUUAUCAGGUCUGCUGGAUAUCUUCAAAUCAAAGAUUGGAUGUCCUUUAACUCCAUUGCCUCCAGUUAGUAUUGCUAUUCGAUUUACCUAUGUACUUCAGGAUUGGCAGCAGUACUUUUGGCCUCAGCAACCGCCAGAUAUAGAUGCCCUUGUAGGAGGAGAAGUUGGAGGCCUGGAGUUUGGCAAGUUACCAUUUGGUGCCUGUGAAGAUCCUAUUAGUGAACUCCAUUUAGCAACUACAUGGCCUCACCUGACUGAAGGUAUCAUUGUGGAUAAUGAUGUUUAUUCUGAUUUGGAUCCUAUUCAGGCUCCUCAUUGGUCUGUUAGAGUUCGAAAAGCCAAUAAUCCUCAGUGUUUGCUAGGUGAUUUUGUUACUGAAUUUUUUAAAAUCUGCCGUCGAAAGGAGUCAACCGAUGAGAUUCUUGGACGAUCCACAUUUGAAGAAGAAGGGAGAGAAAUUGCUGAUAUAACUCAUGCUUUGUCAAAGUUGACAGAACCAGCACCGGUCCCAAUUCAUAAAUUAUCAGUUUCAAAUAUGGUACAUACUGCAAAGAAGAAAAUACGAAAACACAGAGGCGUAGAAGAGUCACCACUGAAUAAUGAAGUCCUCAAUACUAUACUCUUGUUCUUAUUCCCUGAUGCUGCUUCUGAAAAACCAUUAGAUGGAACUUCUUCGACAGACAACAAUAAUCCUCCAUCAGAGAGUGAAGAAUAUAAUCUCUACAAUCAGUUCAAAUCUGCACCAUCUGACAGUUUAACAUACAAAUUGGCUUUGUGUCUUUGUAUGAUCAAUUUCUACCAUGGAGGAUUGAAGGGAGUGGCACACCUCUGGCAGGAAUUUGUUCUUGAAAUGCGUUUCAGAUGGGAAAACAACUUUCUGAUUCCAGGAUUAGCAAGUGGACCCCCAGACCUAAGAUGCUGUUUACUACAUCAGAAACUACAGAUGUUAAAUUGUUGUAUCGAAAGAAAGAAGGCACGUGAUGAGGGGAGAAAGACAAGUUCUUCAGAUAACGUGACUAAUACAUAUUCAUGGGAUGCUGGAAAAGCUGGAGAUCAGCUGGGGCCAGAUAAAUUAAAAGAUACGGAUAAGGAAAAGGGAGAAGUAGGAAAAUCUUGGGAUUCUUGGAGUGAUAGUGAAGAAGAAUUUUUUGAAUGUCUGAGUGAUACCGAAGAACUUAAAGCAAAUGGACAAGAGAGUGGCAAGAAAGGAGGACUUAAGGAAAUGGCAAAUUUAAAGCCAGAAGGACGACUUCAUCAGCAUGGAAAACUUAAACUACUGCAUAAUGGAGAACCUCUCUACAUUCCAGUAACCCAGGAACCAGCACCUAUGACAGAAGAUCUGCUAGAAGAGCAGUCAGAGGUUCUAGCUAAAUUAGGUACCUCAGCAGAAGGGGCUCACCUCAGAGCACGCAUGCAGAGUGCCUGUCUACUCUCAGAUAUGGAGUCUUUUAAGGCAGCUAAUCCAGGCUGUUUUCUGGAAGACUUUGUGCGGUGGUAUUCACCUCGGGAUUAUAUUGAAGAGGAAGUGAUUGAUGAAAAGGGCAACGUGGUUCUGAAGGGAGAACUGAGUGCCCGAAUGAAGAUUCCAAGCAACAUGUGGGUAGAAGCCUGGGAAACAGCCAAGCCAAUUCCUGCACGAAGGCAAAGGAGACUCUUUGAUGAUACCCGGGAAGCAGAAAAGGUGCUGCACUAUCUGGCAAUACAGAAACCUGCAGACCUUGCUCGGCACCUGUUACCUUGUGUAAUUCAUGCAGCCUUACUCAAGGUAAAAGAAGAAGAAAAUCUGGAGAACAUUUCUUCAGUUAAGAAGAUUAUAAAGCAAAUAAUAUCUCAUUCCAGUAAAGUUUUGCACUUCCCCAAUCCAGAAGACAAGAAAUUGGAAGAAAUCAUUCAUCAAAUUACUAAUGUGGAAGCUAUAAUUGCUAGAGCCCGCUCACUGAAAGCCAAAUUUGGAACUGAGAAAUGUGAACAGGAGGAGGAAAAGGAAGAUCUUGAAAGGUUUGUGAGUUGCCUUUUAGAGCAGCCUGAAGUGUUAGUCAUCGGUGCAGGAAGAGGACAUGCUGGCAGAAUUAUUCACAAGCUGUUUGUGAAUGCACAGAGGGCUGCAGCCAUGGCUCCACCGGAGGAGGAACUGAAGAGAAUGGGCUCCCCAGAAGAGAGACGGCAGAACUCGGUGUCAGACUUCCCAGCCCCUGCUGGCCGGGAACUCAUUUUGCGCACCGCGGUGCCCCGCCCCGCCCCGUACUCCCGAGCGCUGCCUCAGCGCAUGUACAGUGUUCUCACCAAAGAGGAUUUCAGACUGGCCGGUGCCUUUUCAUCAGAUACCUCCUUCUUCUAAUUCUUCUAGAGUUACCUCACUUGUGGCGUCAGAGACAAUGUUGACCCCUUCAGUGGGAGGGAGGUUGAGCCAGUCAGAGCCCUAGAGGCCAUGAGCAGGGCCUGUCCAGUUGAAUGAUCAAGCAUCAUACCAGCAUCCGAAAGAUGUGACGCCAAGCUUGAGCUGUGUUGUGUCUUGGUGGGAGCAGAGGGAAUGGGCUUGAGCUACUGAAAGAUUUCUUUCCCAAAUCUUUUGGGGGGUGGGGUUGGGGAUCAAAACAUAGCAGGAGCUCUCUGUACUCACUCUGGCAAGAUUGUGCUCACUUAUUCUUUUCUGUGACUAUCCCUUAGGCUAUUGCCUUGCAUUCAUAGUGUGUAAACGCUCCUUAUAUUUAUUAGUAUCAAGUAUCCAGAAUAGAGUAUCUGUUAACUCAGAUUUCUGGAUAUUUUGGUGGUAGCUCCUAUUCCCAGAAUCUGUGUUUUUAAAAUACUAAAUGACAUUCUGUUUAUUCAGUCACCUGAUGGCCAUCUUUAUUGUACUUUCUAUGAGCAUUUCGAAUAUUCUAGGAGAAAGCCUAGAAUUUCACAGUUUAUGUGUUUUUCCAUGUAACUGUGACCUAAAUGUAUUCCUUCUGAUAAAACUAUAUAUUAAAUGUUGCUGCAAAUUAGUUUGAUAUCUAUCUUGUAAGAUUUGUUUCUCUUACUUGUUUUAGGUGCCAUGUAAGUUAGAUAUCAACCUGCAAAUUGUCGUGCUCUUAUUUUUGUUGUACAGCAUGCAUUCUUUUUUCUGUGGUUGCUGUCUUGGUACUGUAUUUAAUGAAUUAGAGAUCAACACAUGCUAAAAAGAUAGCCUUGGUUCAUAGAGAUUAUCAUGCAGUUAGUAUAAUUUGGUAUAUAUGCUAACAUAAUGAAUAGAAAAUUAUUUUAGUGAACUAUUUUACUUUUGUAUUUUAGUUAAAAUGAAAAUAAUUGAUUGGGAUGUGUUGUAGUACCGAGCAUUAGGAUAACAGCUACAUAUUUCUAGUUACCUGUUGAUCAGAACUUAUUAAAUCUGUUAUACGGCUUCUGUUCAAUAAUCUUAAAUCUAUUUUUAAGCCUAAAAUUCCCACUUUAAUCCAAAGUAAAAAAUAGUAUACUGAGCAUAGACCUUGCUGUGAAACUUCAAAGAAUUAGUAGAGCUGUGUAAACCUGUUAUAUUAUUUUUAUAUAAAAAAGUGUGUAUGUGUACACAUAAAGGUAUAUAUAUGCACACGUGUGUGCGUGUGUAUGUGUACGAGAAGGAGGGGAGGCCCUGGUUGAUUACCUCCUGGCCUUCAUGGUGUUUUUCUCCGAAAUGAUGGACUUGAUUGCUGGUGCACUACACAGUGCAGGCCUGAGCACUGAGUGAUGUACCAAGUAGAAAACAUUUUCAGGGACAGAGUUUGUCUGCUUUAUAAUGAGGAAGUUAAAAACAAAGAAACAUUUUACAAAGAGAGGUUGGACUUUAAAAAGACAUGAAUCUAAUAAAAAGGAAAGUGUUGCUUUC
Molecule: messenger RNA, 4508 nt
Organism: Pteropus alecto (black flying fox)
Lineage: Eukaryota; Metazoa; Chordata; Mammalia; Chiroptera; Pteropodidae
Gene: RAB3GAP1
Product: RAB3 GTPase activating protein catalytic subunit 1
Exons: 24
Coding region: 57-3005 (982 amino acids)
Biological process (GO): positive regulation of GTPase activity
Molecular function (GO): GTPase activator activity
Source: RefSeq, a predicted model, not a curated record